This is a messenger RNA of Aspergillus piperis CBS 112811, 939 nucleotides long. RefSeq lists its product as uncharacterized. The transcript has 2 exons. The record is from RefSeq and is a predicted model, not a curated record. NCBI's taxonomy places the organism in Eukaryota, Fungi, Ascomycota, Eurotiomycetes, Eurotiales, Aspergillaceae. Bases 500 to 751 code for a protein of 83 amino acids.
CUCUCUUUGAUCUUUUCUUUGCCUGUACUUGGUGUGUCUUUACCCCAUUCAUUGGAAUUCAUGCUCUUUUGACAAGAUGUGGAAGCAAAGAUUCUGUCUACAGCAGUUACAGGCCACGGACAGUACUCGCAAGGUCUUUAGUAGCCUUGUCGAUGUUACACAAACGAGCUGAGAAUCAGGCGUGCCAUAUCUUAGCCUGGACUUCAAUCACACCGGCUUCACUUCGAGCCGAGAAAAUGCCCAAACAAGUCAUCUAGAGAGCAUAGCAGUAAUGCCUCAGGAUCAGCGCCAUCACCACGGUGCUACUUGGUCGACCUGCAGCAGUUCUCCAGAAUCACAAAUACCGAGAACUAUAGCACUCAUCCAGCUCGAGACAUAAAAGGCUCGUACCAGCCCAUACUUCGGAUGCCUUCUCCCUCAUCAACAGCUUCAUCACUCAUUGACUACUCUACUAUCUCUUGAAGCAAUACAGCUUAAAAGAACCAACUCAGCCUUCACGAUGCGCUUUACAUCUUUCGCCAUUACCACCGCCUUCCUGGCUACCAUGAUCUCUGCUACUCCAGUGGCUGAGCCUGAGCCCAACCCUGUUGAACUUGCUGCUCGAGCCAAGUACACCAUCCACUGUAGUGGUGGUCUCAACCCUGAUUCGCACUGCUUGACACCUCAUUCCAAGUGUGACUCUUACGGCACGUACCUGGUUGAGUCUGGCUACAAGGAGCAGUGCAAGAAGUGUGGCUGCGCGAAAGAGUAGAUCUUUCAUCAUGGAGAAGUAUAGUAUGAACAGAAGCUGAGUUUGGGAAGGGGUAUGAAGAAUGAUAAGGAAUGUUUGAGGGAGGAUGUGCUGGUCUACAUGGGAAGAUCUCUGUGUGUGAGAGGACUGCUUGUGAUAAAGAACAGUGGAUAAAUUGUUUGGCUCAAAACUUAUGUUGUAACCCAGUG